UUUUACAUCUAUUUGAAAUAAACGAACAAUGACAGAAAAUUUAAAUGCAAAAUUGUUUUAUAAUACUGUGUUGUGUCAAGCAUUUUCACCAGACAGUCGAUAUUUAUUAGCAGGGAAUAUAUAUGGAGAUGUAUCAGUUUAUGAUUUAUCAUUAGCACUUGGUCCUCGUCAAACUGAUAAUGAGGAAUUAUUAGGGCCGACAUAUCAAUUUAAGCCACAUUCCGAUCAACAAGUACAAAGUAUUGUAACAACUAAUAAUUUUUUAGUCACUGGUACUUGUGGGGAAAUUGCAGGAUGGGACUGGAAAAUAGUUACUUCAUCAAAGUGUUCAAAAAUUAAACCUUCCUGGGUAAUUCAAAUCCCAUCUAAAAAAGACAGUCUUGAGAAAUCGGAUGUCAAUUGUAUGAUAUAUUCAAAAGAAAAUAAUGUCAUUUAUGCCGGAUCGGGGGACAAUCAAAUUCACAUUAUUAAUCUAGAAAAUGGAAAAAUAUCGAGUAGCUUGAGUGGGCAUACCGGCUUCAUUCAUAAUAUUGCAUUAUCAGGCAGACAAUUAGUGUCCGGAGGGGAGGAUGGAACAGUUCGAUUAUGGGAUCUUCGUAAUAAAGAAAAUACAAACAUUUUACAUCCUUAUUUAGAUGAUAAGGUAGCAAGACCAAGAAUUGGCAAGUGGAUUGGUGCUGUGGAUUCUACAGAUGAUUGGCUACUUUGCGGUGGUGGGCCAAGAUUAUCUUUAUGGCAUACGCGAACAAUGGAAGUAGCUAUGGUUUUUGAUCUUCCCGAUGACGGGAUCCAUGUUGCGGAUAUUUAUGAGGAGAGAAUUAUUGCUGGUGGUGCAAUGCCAUAUCUCUAUCAUUUAACGUAUCAAGGAGUGUCAUUAGCUAAAGUCCCAGUUUCUAGUAAUACAGUCUAUAGUGUAAUUUAUCAAGAGCAGCCACAAAAAGUAUUAUGUAUCGCUGGUUCAAGUAAUAAAAUCGAUUUAUGUACGAACUUUAACUAUCGUGAAAUGAUUUUGAAAUUUGCGUGAUUUUCUAAUCGAAACCGAUAUUAAAAUAAAAGUUU
Ceratosolen solmsi marchali is the source of this 1059-nucleotide messenger RNA. RefSeq names its product THO complex subunit 6 (gene thoc6). The coding region runs from base 29 to 1024 and encodes 331 amino acids. The transcript has 5 exons. The record is from RefSeq and is a predicted model, not a curated record. Gene Ontology annotation, biological process: mRNA export from nucleus. NCBI's taxonomy places the organism in Eukaryota, Metazoa, Arthropoda, Insecta, Hymenoptera, Agaonidae. Gene Ontology annotation, cellular component: transcription export complex; THO complex. Gene Ontology annotation, molecular function: protein binding.